AGCUACCGCCACCGAAAAGAUCUGGUCGUCAACAAACAAGAUGUUCAUGAGCUUGCGACCGCGUUCAGAAGACAGACAAGAUGACUUCGUGGAAGGGGCGUACAUGUUUCAUAACGCGGCGAGCGAGGGUCAGCUGGCCUCGGGCCAGCUCUGUCACGCUGAGACGAACGCCGCGUCGAGCGCCCGCGCCGGCCAGCUCACGAUGCCCGAGGGCGCGCCGCUUCUCUGGGACUUUGAGGGGCCGCUCCACUGCCGGCACGUGUUCAGGGUGCGAGGCGGCAGUCUGCAGCUGGAGGUGACGUCAUCAGAUCAGCCUCGGGACAGCCCGCACUGCUUGACUAGCUGUGCCGACAACAGAUGUCGCUGCCUGCUGGACCUGGUAGCGCUGCAUGAUGUAGACCACCUGCAGCUGUUGACAACAGAUGGCAGGCCUAUCGGCUGCCUCUGUGGCAACUUCACGGGAGCGCUGCCGCUGAUACUCAACACUAACCGUGACGUCAUAGUGUCAUACACCGUGGCCCACUUCAUGUGGGCGGCCAUCGGACCCAACUUUACCUUCCAGUACAGCUUCGGGGAUACGUUCUGUCCUCCACUGCUGGAGGCACCUCAAG
Pollicipes pollicipes is the source of this 611-nucleotide messenger RNA. RefSeq lists its product as uncharacterized. The record is from RefSeq and is a predicted model, not a curated record. Lineage: Eukaryota; Metazoa; Arthropoda; Thecostraca; Pollicipedomorpha; Pollicipedidae.